AUGUUUCCGCUGCACUUCAUCGUCUUUUCGUUCUUUGCUGUGGCAGUCUGGGCUGCAUGCAACGGCCAUGAUAAGUUAUGCAAGCGCAAGUACUCGGAAACCACCUUUAUCGGAGCUCACAACAGUGCUUUUGUCGGUAAACAGCCAUCCCAAAACCAAUACCUUCCAGUAACAGAGCAGCUCAACUUCGGCGUACGGUUCUUGCAAGCUCAAACGCAAGACAAGAACGGCGAUAUACAGAUGUGCCAUACUCACUGUUGGUUGUUGGACGAAGGUCCAAUAGAAGACUACCUGAAAGAUAUAUCAAGUUGGAUGGCGAAUAAUCCGGAUCAGGUUGUGACAUUGCUUUUGACCAACCGUGACGCUUUGCCUAUCGAGAAGUUCGAUGCUGCGUUCAACAGUACGGGACUCAAAGAGUUUGUUUUUCGGCCAGAGAAGAAACUGGCUUUGAAUGAGUGGCCAACUCUUCAGGAACUGAUUGAUGCUGGAACACGUCUCCUUACUAUAACAUGGACGAGAGCAAGAUUGACUACAUCGUCAAUCAAUUCGACUACUUUUGGGAAACACCUUUUUGGUGAACUUGACCACUCGUUCCCUACUUGCGAAGUUGAUCGGCCUGAGAACGGAGAUCCUGCAAAACUUAUGGGAAUCAUGAACCACAUGCUCAAUGAUGAUGUUCUUGGUAUCAUCAUUCCGAGUCGGCUUCGUGCAAAACAGACGAAUUCUGCAAAGUCAAUUCAAAGUCAGGUAGACCUUUGCAAAAGCGAGUGGAGUGCAAAGCCAAGUGUUAUACUUUUGGACUGGGUCAACGUUGGAGAUGCUAUGGAAGUUCAGCUGUUGUUGAACGGAUUGUGA
Messenger RNA from Fusarium venenatum, 855 nucleotides. The record is from RefSeq and is a predicted model, not a curated record. Lineage: Eukaryota; Fungi; Ascomycota; Sordariomycetes; Hypocreales; Nectriaceae.